CCUCCCCUUUUCUGUCCUCCCCUUUUCUCUCCUCCUCCUCCACUAACAGCAGCAGAAGCUCCCAAGACAUGGAGAGCUGGUAAAAGCGCAGCAGUAGCAUCUCUCCUGUUCCUCCUCUUCGGUGGAUCUUGGAUCUACCAUGAGGUCUCCGCGGUUCUGGGCGGCUCUGUGCCUCCUCCUCACCGCCUCCUGCAGGCUGUGCACGGCCGCCCGACACGGUUGUUUGUUUGAAAGGAAACUUUGUCCCAGAGGUCAGCUGUGCAGCGAUGAUGGUUUGUUUGGACAGUGCCAGGUUCCAAACCAGGAGCCUGUCCAGUACCAGGUGUCUGUUCCAGUUCUGCAUAAGCUGCAGGAAGUUCUCAAAGACCUGAUGGUGCAGGGCCUGACCUGGAAGGACGAUGUGACCCAGGCCAUCAUCGGGCGAGAACUUAGCCACGUUCCUACUGUUGGUUCUGGACUUCAGGAGAAAUCACCCAAACAGUUGUCCAAGCUCACGGGUCCUGGUCCACAGAAAGAUCUAGGUCCUGGAGAUCCAGCAGAUCCAGAAAUGAUGCAGCAGUACCUGGACUACAUGGUCCUGGACCCGUCCAGGUCCUCGGUCCACAUGCAGACGCCCCUGUUGGACUCAUACACCUACCACAAGCAGCAGCAGUUUGGCUUCCAGGAUGAAGAGGAGCGCUCCCUCAACUCUCUGGAUGAUAAUCCAGCUUUCCCCCCUUCCACAUCCAGAGGAAACGCUCUAGACCAAGACCGACAGCUUCUACAGGACCUGGUCUCCUUGUACCUCACCUCUCCUUCCUCGUCCUCCUCUUCUUCACAGUCUCUGCCUCGCCUCAGGGGAGCAGUUUCUCCAGGCCUCCCCUCCUCCUCCUCCUCCUCUUCUUUGUUCCCUGAGCUAGACUUCCCUCUGGACUACAGGGAGGACUAUGUUUCCCAGGUCAGUCAGCUCAGGAAGCCACCGCCAUCACAGCAGCAGCAGCAGAAGAAGAAGACGGAGUCAGCGUUUGACAUCCUGUCAGGACUGGAUGAGCGCUCUCUGCAGAGACUCGCUCUGCUGGCCGACCACUACGGCCUGGACAUGAAGGACUUGUCUCCGGAGCAGAAGGACGACCUGCCAGCAGCUCUGACGCAGCUGCAGAACUCCUACGCCUCCAAACAGAGCAAAGAUAAGUCUGUGGACAACGCUGCCUGGAAGAAGGUGGGGACGUCUCAAAUAACAGGCACAGAGAGUUCAAAGGCCUAUAAAACUGGAUUUGAGAAGGCUUCACUCCCAGCUGCCAAACCAGAUGGAGGAUCAAAGGAGAUGACUCCUGUUGAGACAGCCAAUCAGGACAGAGGAGGACAGAAAGAGACGGAACAAGCAAAGGAGUUUGGAUACAUCGUCACCAAUCAGAGUGUCGUCGGACCAUCUGUCACAUUCCGGAUCCGACCAAACACCAAGAACCUGACGGCUGCAGACGCAGCUGGCAAAGCAGUAGCAGAGAAGAACUUCCUGGAGUCUGAGACGGGUCUAAAGGUUCUGCAGAGUGGAGCCGAGCAGGUUAGUGAGGUCAAGUCGUUGCCCCUGGCGACCAGAGUGCAGCCCGGCUCCCGUUGGGUGUUCGCCACGCUGGUGGCGAUGGCCUGCAUUGGUGGCAUCCUGGUGGCGGCCAUGACCAUUGCCUGCCUGCGUCACCACGCCCACCGGCUGGCGGCGAAGAAACUGGGCCUGGGACCAGAGGGAGGUGGCUUCAGCCACCAGGAGUACCAGGACCUGUGUCGCCAGCACAUGGCUUCUAAAGGUGCCUUUGGGCGAAUGGAGGCCGCUGCUCUCGGUGCAGUGGGAGGAGCCAGUGGAGGAGGCGUUGGAAGUGGAGGCGUCGGAGUGGGGUCAGCAGGAGCAGCGGGAGGUGGUGGGGCUGACUCUAGGGUGAGCAGCGUGUCAUCCCAGUUCAGUGACGGAGCCCAGCCCAGUCCUAGCUCCCACAGCAGCACUCCAUCCUGGUGCGAGGAACCAGCCCAGGCCAACAUGGACAUCUCCACAGGUCACAUGAUCCUGGCGUACAUGGAGGACCACCUGAGGAACAAGGACCGUCUGAUGAAGGAAUGGGAGGGUCUGUGCUCCUACCAGGCUGAGCCCAGUUCUGUGUCUACGGCUCAGAGUGACUCCAACGGCAAGAAGAACCGCUGCAGCCACUCUGUUCCCUACGACCACUCCAGGGUGAAGCUGAAAGCAGAGAUUAACCCAUCACGCUCCGACUACAUCAACGCCAGCACCAUUAUUGAGCACGAUCCCCGGAUGCCAGCCUACAUUGCCACUCAGGGGCCCCUGUCCCACACCAUCUCUGACUUCUGGCAGAUGGUGUGGGAGAACGGCUGCACCGUGAUCGUGAUGAUGACCGCUCUGGUGGAAGAUGGGGAGAAACAGUGUGACCGCUACUGGCCUGAUGAAGGCUCAUCCCUCUAUCACAUCUAUGAGGUGAACCUGGUGUCAGAGCACAUCUGGUGUAACGACUUCCUGGUUCGCAGUUUCUACCUGAAGAACGUGCAGACGCAGGAGACACGCACGCUCACGCAGUUCCACUUCCUGAGCUGGCCUGCGCAGGGCAUCCCAACCUCCGCGCGCCCCCUGCUGGACUUCCGCAGGAAGGUGAAUAAAUGCUACCGAGGACGAUCCUGCCCCAUCAUCGUACACUGCAGUGACGGUACCGGCAGGACUGGGACCUACAUUCUGAUUGAUAUGGUUCUGAAUCGAAUGGCUAAAGGCGUGAAAGAGAUCGACAUCGCUGCGACGCUGGAGCACAUCAGAGACCAGAGGCCCGGGAUGGUGCGCACCAAGGACCAGUUUGAGUUUGCUCUGACAGCGGUCGCUGAAGAGGUGAACGCCAUCCUCAAAGCUCUGCCCCAGUGAGACCAGAAGAACCAGACUAGCCUUCAGUUAGAUGGACUGAACUCCUCCCCUAUGACUCAGGCGCUCAGAACCUUUCCUCACACGGCACUUCUAAACCAACGUUAGGGUUAGACUGCUUCAGGAUGUUUCUCCAAACUGCAUGUGAAUGCACCAUGAACUCUGUGAUUUUAUUUCUGCAGCCAUGCUCUGACCCUCAUGUGACUGCAGUCUGUAGAAAAUGUGCUUUUUGUUUGGACUCUCCCAGAAAAAUUAACUAAACAUUUGAAUAUUAAAGCCACAGAAUGUCACACCAACCCAUUUGGUACCUGCAUCCCAGCUAAAUUCUCUGUUUUCAUGUUUAAAACCUGCAGAAGAAGCCGUCCCCUCCCGUGUGCCACUCUUACCUCUUUCAGUCUAUGGGUAUGUUGUUGUUUACCUCAAGCAAGAUGGAAAAUAAAACAAAAAAAUAACUAUUUUGUAUGUGUGAGACCUUCAAAUAAAUCUGUGUUUAAGUGUUGCAACAG
Molecule: messenger RNA, 3393 nt
Organism: Nothobranchius furzeri (turquoise killifish)
Lineage: Eukaryota; Metazoa; Chordata; Actinopteri; Cyprinodontiformes; Nothobranchiidae
Gene: ptprnb
Product: protein tyrosine phosphatase receptor type Nb
Biological process (GO): protein dephosphorylation; regulation of secretion; insulin secretion involved in cellular response to glucose stimulus
Cellular component (GO): secretory granule; synapse
Molecular function (GO): protein tyrosine phosphatase activity
Source: RefSeq, a predicted model, not a curated record